Messenger RNA from Arachis ipaensis, 1345 nucleotides. The record is from RefSeq and is a predicted model, not a curated record. Lineage: Eukaryota; Viridiplantae; Streptophyta; Magnoliopsida; Fabales; Fabaceae.
AACCUUAAUUUCAAAAUCACCCACGUACCUCCCACCUGAUUGUUCCUCCGUGAGCCACGCUCACUUUCUCUUCACCCCCCACCGCCAACCCCUCUCCCUUGUAUACACACAACACACAGUUCAGCAAACUAAAAAGGAAAUAAACAAAAAGAAAAUGGGGAAAAAGGGAGAAAGAGAGAUCUGCGAGAGAGCAGAGGAGAUCGGAGAACAAGGAAGGGGAGGGGGCUUUGCCGCCACCAUCGCGCACCACCACCGACGUCAUGACGCCGAGCCACCACGCAAGGAGAGAAGGAGACGUCGCUGCUGCUGCCGCCGUCGAGCAGAACCAUUUCCGGCGAGGGAGAGCGCGCGUUGCGAGCCAGAAACGCCGCGAGGAGGAAGAGGAGCCAUCGCGCUCCGCCGCUGUCCAGUCACCGUCGAGCUGGGUUCACCGUCGCGCCUCACUACGCGUCACCAUUGAGCUUCGAAGAGAGAGGGAAGACAAACGCGACAGUGGGAGCUCCAUUGAAGCUGGUCACCGUCGUUGCUGCCGUCCGAGCCGCCGCCAGGGGAAGCCCUUGCCGCCGUUGCCACGGGUGGAGUCUUCCAUCGAGCUGUGCACUGUUGGUGGAGCUAUACCUUGCCGGAGUUACUUUUCACCACUGUCAGUUCAGUUUCACCGCAAUCCUACUCCACUUACUGGUGGAGUGGCUUUGACAAAUGGUUUAGUUUCCGCAUUAGAAGAAAGAGUCUUACAUGCCAUUCCUCCAAAUGAAGCUAUUGAUACUGUGGAGGUGGAAGCAAUCUUCGCAAAGGAGACCUUCUUGUUAUUGCUGGUGCUACCUUGUAUGCAAUCAGUAAUGCCAGUGACGAAUUUCUGGUGAAAAAUGUUGAUAGAGUUGAGCUCAUGGCAAUGUUAGGUCUCUUUGGUGGCAUUAUCAGUGCCAUUCAAAUAAAUAUCCUUGAGCGCAAUGAACUCAGAUCAAUUCAUUGGUCAAUUGGGACAGAACUCCCAUUUAUUGGAUUUGCAGUGGCUAUGUUUAUGUUUUACUCUUUAGUCCCUGUUCUACUUAAGUACAAAAAUGUGGCUAAGAAGUAUUGCCCUCCCUCAGUACCUUCAGAAUAUUUUCAGAAUUGAGGAAAGAUACAUUUGAAUUGCCGGUUCUCAAGAGAGAAGGCCACUCUUCUCUUAUCAUUGUAUAUGUAGUUGCCAUUUUUCCCACCUUGAUUAGAAGAGUUCUUGUUGUAUCUGCUUUUCAUUUGAUGUGGCAUGUUGUUUCUGCCUUCAUUUUUUUUCAAUACAUAUAUGUAGUAUACAUAAAUAUAAAUCUAUUUGUAUUAGAAUCUAUUUUCCAUUUCAUCUUUA